This is a messenger RNA of Teleopsis dalmanni, 2039 nucleotides long. RefSeq lists its product as uncharacterized. Lineage: Eukaryota; Metazoa; Arthropoda; Insecta; Diptera; Diopsidae. Gene Ontology annotation, molecular function: nucleic acid binding. The record is from RefSeq and is a predicted model, not a curated record. The coding region runs from base 93 to 2039 and encodes 648 amino acids. The transcript has 3 exons. Gene Ontology annotation, biological process: DNA integration.
AUUCCUUAUGAACUGUUUUGCAAAAAACGUCCUUCAUUUUGUUAAGUAAGUUAUUUUAUUUGAAACCGAGUAAUUAGAAGCCGAAAUUUAAAAUGUCGUUUGGUGAUACAAUGGGAUACCUGAUUUUUGGCAAUCCAAUAAGCCAAGGGCUAAUAGGCGUUGUAAGCGGAAUUGCCAAGAGUACUGGUAUAACACCGAAGAACACGAAUGUAAAUAAUGCUGUCGUGCCUGUUCUACCACCGCCAAAAGUAAAUCUUCAAGAUUUGAUUGGUGGAAAUUAUAAUUUUGUGCGUCUAGCCGGCAUCAGUGGCGGUGCAGCUGUAAUAAUGGGUGCAUAUGGAAAAGCGAUUAUAGAUCGCAUGGAGGAUCCAAUGGACCAAAAAGAAGCUAGAACUCUUUUAAAAACAGCAAAUCGUUUUCAUUUUUUCCACACAUUAGCUUUAAUGACAAUGCCGUUAGCAAGAAAGCCAUAUUUGUUCCUGAAAUUGCUUACUUGGGAUAUAUUGUCAGUAAAGACGGCAUUCGCCCAGAUCCAAAAAACAUUGAAGCAAUCAAGACAAUGCCUGCGCCAACCAAUCAAUCCUUCAGAAGACUAUGUCAUCGCUGCAGUAGAGUUUGAAAUUGAAAGUAAACAAAUUUUACAUAACUCACUUGAUAAGCUGCCGCUUACCAGCAAAAUGAUUACUUACGAAACAGCUAAGGACAAGGUUUUAGUUAAAAUUCUCGAAUAUGUAACUGAAGGAUGGCCAUCAAACUGCAACAACAGUGAGUUAAAAGCUUACUUUAACCGAAAAAACGACAUAUGUAUAGUUGACGGAUGUUUAAUGUUCGGACAACGCAUUAUUAUACCUCAAAUUUUCCGAAAGCGCAUUCUUAAAGAAAUUCACCGAGGUCAUCAAGGCAUAGGUCGUACUAAAGCCAUCGCGCGGAACUACGUUUAUUGGUCAAAUAUCGAUUACGAUAUUGAAGCAAUGGUGAAAAGUUGUUCAAAUUGUGCCGCAGCAGCUAAAAUGCCAAAACCUUUUGAUUCUUGGGAACGGCUCCAUAUUGAUUAUGCAGGACCAAUAGAUUCAUACUACUAUUUGGUCGUAAUCGAUGCGUUCUCAAAAUGGCCAGAAAUUAUACAAACAAAAUCUAUAACAGCAACUCAAACAAUUUCCAGCUUGAAAGAAAUUUUCGCUAGAUUUGGGUUACCGAAGACAAUAGUUUCAGAUAAUGGUACUCAAUUUGUGAGUCACCAAUUUCAACAGUUUUUAGCGGAAAACGGCAUUAGUCAUAUACGAAGCAGUCCGUACUAUCCCAUGUCAAAUGGACAAGCCGAAAGGUUUGUGGAUACUUUAAAGCGAGCACUCAAAAAGUUAAAUGGGAAGGGGGUAACUGCUGAAAAUCUUCAAACAUUUCUACAAGUUUACCGAUCUACUCCGAAUAAGCAAAAUGAGGACAGUAAAUCGCCAGCUGAAGUUUUACUAAAAAGAAAUAUCCGUAUUAAACUUGACUUGAUUAAACCAACGCUGGUGUCAGACCCAAAUGCCAAGUUUAAAAACAAGUGCGAUACACAACUCAAAAUGAAAGCGCAAUUUGACAAAAGGCACGGUGCAAAGCCAAAGUUUUACGAAAAACAAGAGCUCGUUUAUGUCAAUAUAUUCAAAAACAAACACUUUGAAUGGACAAAAGGUAAAAUAAUCGAACGCAUAGGUAACGUCAUUUAUAAUGUUCGCUUACAAAACGGCAAACUUAUUCGUGCACAUGCCAAUCAAAUUCGUGACCGAAAAGAUCAAGGAAAUGAGUUGUCUUUAGAAAUAUGUACUUCCGAAGAUAUCGCCAACGAAAAGUGUUUAGUUGAUGCAUUUGGCCUCUACGAAACAACACCUACAGAUGUGGUCGAAAUAACUAACAACAACAUGGUUUCGACUCCAAAUCAAUCUUUCAACGAAGUAACCGAGAUUGCAAUCCCUCAAACUGAGAAGCACAAUGAGGCAGUUGUUCCGUAUACCCGACCAAGGCGUACUAGACAUCCUGUUGACCGUUAUAGACCCUAG